Molecule: messenger RNA, 2265 nt
Organism: Cryptomeria japonica (Japanese cedar)
Lineage: Eukaryota; Viridiplantae; Streptophyta; Pinopsida; Cupressales; Cupressaceae
Product: cucumisin-like
Exons: 11
Coding region: 1-2265 (754 amino acids)
Biological process (GO): proteolysis
Molecular function (GO): serine-type endopeptidase activity
Source: RefSeq, a predicted model, not a curated record
AUGGCAGUUAGGUUCCUCAAAUGGAAAUUUCUGGGUGAAGAUCCUGACAACCAUGACAGGGAGGAUGAAUUUAGAGAUUUGGCCAGGUUAAAUGGUUUUCUCUCGCUAAAAGUUGAGCAUGAAGGGUCACCUGUAAGUGUAAGUGGAGAUGGUAGUGAUGCUUCCCAAGUGGGUGGGGGUCAUGGGCACUCGGUGCCUAUGGUAGAAGCAGGGGUCGUCCACGUGGAAGGGGUUGUGCUCAAUAGGACUAAGCACCCCGGGAACAAACUAUUUUCUCUUCUCAGCGUUUUUGUUUAUGAUGAUGUUGCACUGCAUGCCCGGCUUUAUGUAGCCUACAUGGGCUCUACUCCGUCAAAAGGCUAUGGGAACUCCCUCAAAGCAGCUAUUCCUAUGUACCUUGGAAUGCUAAAAUCUGUACACGGAAGUGACGAGGAAGCUAAGAUAUCUUUGAGGCAUAGUUAUGGUAAGAGUUUUCGUGGGUUUGCAGCUAUGCUUUCUCAAUCUCAUGCCCAAAAACUAUCAGAUAUGCAUGGUGUGGUUUCGGUGUUUGAGAGCAAGAAGCUGCAUCUCUUGACUACUAGAUCGUGGGAUUUCAUCGGUUUCCCUGCAUCUGCUCAAACAUAUCAUUUAGAUUAUCAGAGCGACAUCAUCAUUGGUGUUCUGGACACUGGAAUAUGGCCAGAAUCAGAGAGUUUUAGCGACGCAGGAUUAGGUCCUGUUUCCCCCAAAUGGAGGGGUGGCUGCAACACAACAUCUGGUUUUCCUGCCUGCAACAGGAAACUUGUAGGGGCAAAGUUCUAUCGUAGCUCCAGCAAACGACCAGAUCCCACGGAAUACAUAUCUCCAAGAGAUGGAAACGGCCAUGGAACACACACCUCCUCUACAGCUGCUGGAAAUUUUAUUAAAAAUGCAAGCCUUUAUGGUCUUGCUCCAGGGGAAAGUCGAGGUGGAGUCCCUGGUGCAAGGGUUGCUGCAUACAAGAUUUGUUGGGAUUAUGGUUGUGAGGAUGCAGAUCUUCUUGCAGCCUUUGAUGAUGCUAUCUAUGAUGGCGUCGACAUUAUUUCUUUGUCAGUUGGACCGGACAAAGUUUUGCCCUACUUUCAAGAUUCCAUUGCCAUUGGAGCAUUUCAUGCAAUGAAGAGGGGAAUUCUGGUAUCUAAUUCUGCUGGAAAUAGUGGACCUGGUAUACCAUCUGUUAUAAAUAAUUCUCCUUGGUCUCUAACCGUGGCAGCAAGUACCAUUGAUCGCAAGAUGGAGACUCAAAUUCUUCUCGGAAACAAGAUUCACAUAACGGGGAUUGCUGUAAACACAUACACGAUGGAGAAAUGGUAUCCUUUGAUAUAUGGAGGGGAUGUUGCUAAUGUUUCUGGGGGUUUCAAUUCAUCUCAAUCCAGCUCUCCGGUUGCAAAAAUUCAAAAAACUGAUAAUGCCAAAGCAUUUGCACCAAUAGUGGCUUCAUUCUCAUCUCGAGGUUACAAUCCAAUCACGUUGGAUAUUCUCAAGCCAGAUAUCACUGCACCAGGUGUGGACAUCUUGGCGUCUUGGUCCAAAAAUGUAUCGCUGACUGGCUUUCCAGAAGACACAAGGUUUUCAAAUUUUAAUAUAAUUUCAGGAACAUCUAUGUCUUGCCCUCACGCUUCAGGAGCUGCAGGGUUUGUUAAAUCUUAUCAUCAGGAUUGGUCCCCUGCCGCUAUUAAAUCAGCUCUUAUGACUACAGCAUUAGUAUUGGAUCCAAAGUUGCCAGGGAAUGGUGAUGCAGAACUUGGUUAUGGGGCUGGGCAGAUCAAUCCAAUGAAGGCAAUCGAUCCAGGGCUUGUUUAUGAUGCAGGUGUAAAUGAUUACAUCAAUAUGCUUUGUAUGGACGAAGCAUACAAUGAUACCACUUUGCGUUUGGUGACAGGAGACUAUAGCAGUUGUGCUAAUAUAACACUAGUUAAAAAUGGAGCACGAGAGCUAAACUAUCCUUCAAUAAUGGUUUUUACUGCUCCAAGAAGAUCAUUUCAAGCUGAAUUCCCGAGAACUGUUACAAAUGUAGGAGUUGCAAAAAGUACAUACAAUGCUAUUGUUACUCCACCUUCAGGAAUCAAAGUGACAGUGAAACCAAAGAAAUUAUCAUUUUCAUCAUUAAACCAAAAGUUGUCGUAUACUGUUAGAGUUGAAGGUGCAUCCCUAGUUAACAACACAUUGCUUUCGGGUGCCUUAAUAUGGAGUUAUGGGAAAUACGCUGUGAGAAGCCCAAUAAGUGUGUUUGCUCACUCAGUGUAG